Molecule: messenger RNA, 1583 nt
Organism: Ziziphus jujuba (common jujube)
Lineage: Eukaryota; Viridiplantae; Streptophyta; Magnoliopsida; Rosales; Rhamnaceae
Product: NAC domain-containing protein 72
Exons: 4
Coding region: 281-1105 (274 amino acids)
Biological process (GO): regulation of DNA-templated transcription
Molecular function (GO): DNA binding
Source: RefSeq, a predicted model, not a curated record
AGUGAACCAACGAAAGAGCGACGUGGAGACCACGCACACGCCCUUUGCGAAGUGGCAACACUUGUGACAGAGCGAAAGCAGUUAAGGAGAGGAGGAGGUACUCGUCAGUAGGAUACCAUCAAGCAAAAACGACCGAGGCACGGAGAAAGCUUCGGGAGCACGCUUCCAAUUCCUUCCUGACUCCGCCGAUAAAAAAAGAAAACAAGAAAACACCCCCUCCCCCCCCCAAAUUCUCCACUUCCUAAGUUAUUCAUGAGACGGAGGAUUCACAGCAGCCGCAAUGGGGGAACCUAAAGCGACGUCGUUGACCCUCCCACCGGGUUGCCGAUUCUACCCUUCCGACGAGCAGCUCCUCUGCUACUACCUGAGCGGCAAGAACUCCGACCCGAACUCCGGCCAUGGUGCUCGGUACGGUUGCGAUUUGAUAUCGGAGCUGGAGUUGUACGGAUACGAUCCAUUCGAGUUGCCGGAAAGGGCGUGCUAUUCGUACGGUUACGGUGGGAUGAAGACGCACUGGUUCUGUUACACGGUUAGGGUAGUGAAGGAGAGUCGAGGGAGGAGGAGGGCCAAGAGCGGGUAUUGGAGGAGGAUGGGGAGAGCCAGGGAAGUGGUCGGGUCGGGAGGGAAAGUGGUGUUGGGGACCAGGACCAGCUUCAUCUUCUAUUUGGGUAAUUCGCCCAAGACUGCCGUGCGGACUGAUUGGGUUCUCUAUGAAUAUGCCCUAAUUGAUCGUCCUAAGGCUUCUUUUGUCUUGUGCCGAGUUUUUGUCAAAUCGCAUGGUAGAAAUAGCACAUCAGAGAAUGUUUUAAAUUCUUGCGCUGAGGAAAGUGCUUCUGCAUUUCGUCACAUAGGAAUACAGACUUCUGAAAUUAACUCAUUUGGUAGAUUGAAUGAUAUGUCAAGAUAUCCAGUCAGUCCGGACAGUGAACCUGCUCAGAUCAUGACUGGGCCGGUUACUGUUUCAAGCAUUCAAUUUCCUUCAGAUAUUCAGCCUAAGGAACAGGUGACUUCUAGCAGUUUAGUCUCUUUAAAUGCUUUGGAAGCUGAGCAUUUACUCUCCAUUCUAAAGGAUGAUUUUAUAGAGUUGGAUGAUCUUGUGGAUUGAUUAUCUACAAAUACUACAAUGACGAAUCUCAAUGGUGUUGAUCUUAACCUUGCUGGUCAGGCUGAAGUUUCAUCUGAAACUAUAUCUUGAGAAUUGAAGACAUAGGCGCUUUUAUGCACUAAGAAACCUUUUAAGAAAAAGCAAAUGUAAAAACGUAUUAUCAGUUAUGAAGGUGAUAGAGAUGAGAUGGCUGGAUUAAUUUCCCAGUAAGGAUUUGAUCUAUGCCUAAAGAAGGCAAAUGCUCUAUGGAUGAACAAUAGUGCUACAUUGUCAUCAGCCGCCUCACGCCUCAUUUCUGGAUGGUAGAAUUCUCGUAAUUAUCACAUCCAAAAUUUACUUGUAAUUUUAGCAUGCUACUGUCUUAAUACAGAUUGUACCUUAUUUCCUAGUAAAUAAUUUUAUCAUGCACCUUUAUCAUACAUUACGACUGUAACAUUAUUAACUUAAAGAGGGUAUUUUUAGAUGAUUUGUUGAUAUA